This is a messenger RNA of Octopus sinensis (East Asian common octopus), 3621 nucleotides long. RefSeq lists its product as uncharacterized. The record is from RefSeq and is a predicted model, not a curated record. NCBI's taxonomy places the organism in Eukaryota, Metazoa, Mollusca, Cephalopoda, Octopoda, Octopodidae. The coding region runs from base 658 to 1725 and encodes 355 amino acids. The transcript has 6 exons.
UCAGCUUCACCACCACUGCCAUCCUCACCACCACUAUCACCAUCACCACUACAAAAGAACUAGCAUCUCUUCUACAACUGCAGAACCAGCACCACCACCAGCACCACCACCACCAGUAUUACCAUCACCGCCACCAUCAUCACAUGCACUAUCACAUCAGCAGCAGUAGCAGCAGCAGCAGCGACCAUCCCAACAGCAACCAUCACCAACAACAGUGAUAGCCUGAUACUAACCACCACUACUACCACCACAACGAUAAUACCAACAACGGUAGCGUAACAAACACCUACACACGAACACACGGUUUACCAAUCACUUCUGAAAAACUGUGCGGUCGGCCAUGUAAAUGUUGGUGAGAACCAAAAGCACGCUAAAAGACAUCGCUUUAUGACGUCGUACAAAAGGAUAUACACACAUAUAUAAUAUAUAUAUAUAUACAUAUAUAUAUAAACAUUGAGAGAGAGAGAUAGACAGACAGACAGAGAGAGGGAGAGGGGAGAGAGACAGAGAGAGAAAGAUAUAUUUGUAUAUAUAUAUAUAUAUAUAUAUAUUUGUUAUUGACUGCGAACACGCAUUACAAUACAGAAACAUUGAUAUAUCCUUGAAUUGGCUCACUCACACACAAACAUACACGGACCGAAAGAAAAAAAAAAGAACAUGGAUAAUUUACGUUUUAUGUUUUUAUUCUCCGUCGGACUUUUACCAUUUUGGGGAGGUUGUGAUGCUUUCUGCUAUUCAACCAUUGAAGAAACUUUGCAAAGCUGCCUCACAGAUUCUAUUACAUUCUCGAUGAAUCCUAAUGAUUUACUUCGGACAGAGAUCAAUAACCUAUCACGUAGUCAGAUGAAGGAACUUUGCCAAAUAAUCUACAACUUCAAAGAUUGUGUGGAAGAAAAGUUGAAACCAUGUGUGGACAAGGAUGAAUUUGAGAAAAUUCUGGAAUCAUUUGAAGAAUCUUUCAACUAUAUUUGUCAUGAAGGGUUUGAGCUUCUCAUGAAGAUCAAACCAUGUACAUCAUCAGCAAACUUCAAGGAACACAUGAGCCAAUGUUCUAUUGAUGCUCAGUACAAAGUCAACCGACACAAUGUCAGAUUGAUGAAUGAUUACAUGAUGAAAAUGAAAGUUUGCAGAUAUCUCGAAGAAUCGCUAGAAUGCGCAGAGACAGUUGCACAGAAACUAUGUGGAAAUGAUGCUCAAAAAUAUUAUCAUGAAAUCAAUAUCAGGACAAUGGGACCAGCCAAGAGAUUUCUACGCUGUCACCAGGCCAGAAACACUACACUGAUUGGUUUGGGCAUCUCUAUAGCAUUGGUGUUGGCCAUUGUGGUAUUAGUGAUAGGUCGAUGCCUCAGGAGACAUCAGAUGGUACAGGAAGCUAGUUCUGAAACCUUACUCAUACCUGGCAUACUGCAGCAGCCUCUGAGACGACAGCGAAUGGGUGCAACGGCAACAGCAAAUGCGUCGACAACAACAGCGCCAACAGCAGCAGCAGCAAUGGCAGCAGGAGUGGCCUCGCCACCAUACACGCCCCGCGCGCAGACAUCAACUGAUCCAACAAGUAUAGUUACUGACAUUCCUGACCAGAUUCCGAAGGAUCUCCCACCUCAGUACCCUGGUCAUCCACCAUAUCCCCAUUCCUGCACGAACGAUAAAGAUGACUACACAACACCACCCCCUUCUUAUGAGCAGGUCAUGGCCGAAAUGAGAAACCGGUCAGAGGAGCAGUAAAUAAUGCUUAGCUUUUGUAAAGUCUCAAAAGAUUUUACAUAUAUAUAUUAUAAUAUAUAUACAUCAUAUUAUAUUAUAGUAUAAAUAUAUAUUAUAUUAUAUAUAUAUAUAUAUAUAUAUAUAUUGUAUCAUAUAUAUAUAUAUAUAUGAUAUAUAUAUUAUAUAUAUUUUAUUAUAUACAUUAUAUAUAUAUAUAUAUAUAUAUAUAUACAUUAUAUAUUAUAUACCAAUCCCAUCAUCACCCUGCUCCAUUCAUUAUCUACCCGCCCGUCCCACCCCCCUUUUGUCUAAUGAAGUCACUGAAAACAAAAGUAAUUAAUUAAAGCAAUUAAUUAGAAAAUUUAGGGUCUUUGAAAAUGACGAAGUAAACCAUUUGUCUGAAGGACCACCACCAUCUAUCUCGGGUGGGGGGGUGGGGAUACGUGGGGGUGGGCAGUUGCAUAAGGAACGUAAACUGUUGUUUAAACCCACAUUUGCACUUAGAUGAACAGACAGAUUUCAGGGAUGCGUGGGGGUAUGGAGAAAGUGUUGUUAAAUCAGAGAUGAAGAAGGACGUUAAUAAAAAUGAAACGAAACUAAAACAAAAAAAAACAACAACAAAAACAUAAAAAAACAAAACAAAUAAAUAAUAUAUGGCAGCAUGAAAGGUGUUGGGGGGGGGGAGUUAUUCAGGCAGAUGAAGAGACAGACAGGCAGACAGGUUGACAAGCAGGCAAGCAGACAGACAGUGAUACAUACAUAGACGCAGGUAAAACAGACUGGAGUUCAGACUACUGUAGUAUGGACACAAAGGAGUUUAGGGGACAUUGACAUACAGGUACAAAUGAUGAAAUAGGAUGCUUAAGACACAGACGAAAGAGAAUAGUUAAGAGGGGUAGAAUAGAUGGACAAAUGAUGCAGGAGUAUAGUCAGAAGAGUGCUAUACUCUCAUAGGUACCCGCACACAUACAUAUGCAUACAUACACACAUAAGAGGUGAAAGAACGGGAAUGUUUAUGGAACGACAACAAAGCCACAACAAACGUAUAUGGAUCUUUUGUUUUUGGUUUUUUUUUUUCAAACAGAAAUUGUACAUACUUGUUAAUUAACUGUUAAUCAAUAUGUUAAUUGGGUUAGUGACAGUAGCACUCCACCCUCACUCCCACGGCCUGGAGAGUGGGGUGGCAUUCGUGCGAGCAUACUAGAAGGAGGACGAGGAAGAGGAGGUAAUCACGAGAGGGGGAGUAGUGUAGAACUAGUCCCCUGAGGUUUGUAGUCUGUGAAGAAAAAAAAAAUAAAAUGCAAGAAAAUGUUGCUAUUUUCUGAGAAACCAAAAAAAAAAAAAAAAAACACGAAAUAGCAGCAAUGACUUGUUUUGGGUUUGAACUUGUGACACUGUAGUGUGACUGUUAUGGCAAUCUGCAAUGGAUGAAUUGAAUGAGAAAAUUGUUGUUUCUUUUUGCUUUGUUCUUUUCUUGCCUUUUUUUCUUUGUCUUGUUGCUUUGUUUCCACUAUAAACGUUCUUAUUUUAAUUUUUUUAUGUUCUUUGUCCAAAAUUGUUAUUUAUUUUUAUGACUCACUCACAUUGUAUCACUGUGACAUGGUGCUAUUUCUGACACCAUCCUAAUGUGCCAUAGUUCAGAUAUGUGGGUGGCACUCACUGUAAUCUUGUGCCAUGGUAUUAAUCUUGAUUUUUUUUGACAUCUCCACUAUGUGCUAUGGUGCCAUUAUAUUUUUUUUACACUGUGUCACAAGGCUGUGAUGUAGUUAACAACACCAACACUUUGUGUCACAAUAUCACAAUGGCACAAGGACCCAGUUGACUCAACUGUAUCUGAAACUGUGCCACCUAUUCUUAACUAGAUCCAAAACAACUAACAAAUCAAAAAAAAAAAAUUAAAAAGAAAAACAAAUAAAA